This is a messenger RNA of Lactuca saligna, 819 nucleotides long. NCBI's taxonomy places the organism in Eukaryota, Viridiplantae, Streptophyta, Magnoliopsida, Asterales, Asteraceae. The record is from the annotation of a GenBank genome assembly.
AUGAAAGCACCUACAAAUGGUGGUGCUGGUGGUGGUAAUAUAGAUGUUAGCAGUGAUGAACCAAGCACUUUAGGCGAAGGAUCCAAUUACGAUAUUGGAUCUUCAAAUGAAAAUAUUGUUGAUCCCUUUGCACUGCUCGAGAUGCAAUACCAGAUUGAGUGUGUUGAUGCUAAGUUCACACUGUUAACGCUCAGGAUUGCUGAAAUCAAGGAGCCAAUGUUGCUAGCACUGAAAGCAGGGCCUUCUGACGUAAGAGGUGGAGAAGUAGCUAUGACCAAAUGGAAGCCCAACUCAGAAUUCCAACUCCGAGAUGAAUCCACUGAAGGUGAAGAAGAAGAAGAAGAAGAGUUUAUGCAAAUUAUUGAAGUCAUUCCUGGAGAUCCAAUCAAGGACAAAAGCAAGGGAAUAUCCUUUGGUCUGAUCAUCCCGAUUAAGUCAUCAAGAAAGUUUGAGGACUGGCCACAAGAUGAAAUCAACCAAGCUAUUGAAGAAAUUAUUAGGAUCCAUGCUCUAAAGGGUCCUCCGAAUCCUUUAUACAUAGUUUCACCAUAUAAUCUAGAAGGAAUCAUUCAUGAACAUCAUAUGGUUCUAUUCAUUAGCUAUGAUCUUCUUACUUCAGAUUGGAACAACUCGAUAUGUCGGUAUCUCCUUAUAGGUGAUAUUAUGUUAAGUUCACUCCAUUGCAUCCGACUGACGAACCGGCAACUCUUGUUUAAAUUGAAAGAGAGCUCUUGUACACCUUCUAUGCCACUAAAUUCUCUUCCACAAAAAGAAGUUUGGUCAAAACAAAAAAUACACAAAUUAGUACAUGUGGAAUGA